UGCUGUGAACGAGAAAACUGUUAUCUGAGGUAUUGCCCUGGAAACCCGCCUUAAAUCCAAGCCUCUCCAGCCUCUCCCCCAAUCCCACAGGAAAGAUAGCGCAUAUCCCGCAUUGCUACCACGUCACGAUGCCUCAGCCCUACGAGACGCGGGACUCCAUCCAGGACAUUUGGGGCCCUCGCACCCCCUACAAGCACGAAUGGCCGACUCGAUGCGAUGAACAUACUCUUGACACUCCUGAAAAAUGGGUGCAAAGCGCCUGUGUGCUUUGCAGUAACGGCUGCGGGAUGGAUAUUGGCGUCAAGGAUGGCAAGGUAGUCGGGGUGCGCGGUCGCGUCAGUGAUCGCGUCAACAAGGGCAGAUUGGGCCCCAAAGGACUGCACGGGUGGACGGCGAUCUCACAUCCAGACCGACUUCAGUGGCCGCUCAUUCGGCGGAAUGGCCAGCUUGAACGCGCCACCUGGGAUGAGGCGAUGGAUCUCAUUGUCCAACGCACUCAGGCGAUUCGUUCCCGCCUCACUAAUCAUGGCAUUGGGUUCUAUACCUCUGGACAAUUGUUUCUGGAGGAGUACUAUAUACUAGCCAUGGUGGGAAAGGCUGGGUUAAAUACUUUGCAUAUGGACGGAAAUACCAGGCUGUGCACAGCGACAGCGGCAGCCUCGAUGAGAGAAUCCUUCGGAUCCGACGGCCAGCCAGGCUCCUACUCCGAUGUUGACUACACCGACUGUCUCUUCAUGGUCGGUCACAAUGUCUCGGCUACACAGACGGUGCUCUGGUCCCGUAUUCUGGACAGACUCGAUGGUCCAGAUCCACCCAAGCUUAUUGUUGUCGAUCCGAGGAAGUCUGAGACUGCAAAGCGGGCCACCGUCCACCUGGCACCCAAGAAUGGGACAAACCUAGCGCUGCUGAAUGGGAUCCAGAACCGUCUAUUCCAGAACGGAUGGGUUAAUUCUGAAUACACUAACAAAUACGUCAUUGGAGCAGAAGAACUGCGGAGAACGGUAGAAAAAUACACCCCUGAAUAUGUGGAAAGCAUCACCGGCGUCCCCAAGGGCCAGUUGGAGGAGGCAGCUCGUAUCAUUGGCACAACCGAAACACUUCUGUCAACGGCACUGCAGGGUGUCUAUCAGUCAAACCAGGCGACGGCGAGUGCAUGUCAGAUCAAUAACAUUAAUCUCCUCCGAGGACUCAUUGGCAAGCCUGGUUCGGGUAUACUGCAGAUGAACGGGCAGCCCACGGCGCAAAACAACAGGGAAACAGGAUGCGACGGAGAAUUUCCUGGGUUUCGUAAUCACCAGAACAAAGCGCAUAUGCAGGAGAUCGCAGACUACUGGAACAUCGACUACAUUAAGAUGCCCCAUUGGAAUCAGCCCACGCACAUUGAGAAUAUGCUCAAAUACAUCGAUGACGGGAGUAUCGAGAUGCUAUGGGUCUCGGGCACGAACCCGCUGGUCAGCCUGCCGCAUCUCCCCAAGGUGCGUAAGCUCUUGACAAAGCCAGGCUUGUUCUUGGUAUGCCAGGAUAUCUUUCCGACCGAGACGACGGCAGUGGCCGACGUUGUGUUGCCCGCCGCACAGUGGGCUGAGAAGACCGGGUGUUUUACCAACGCCGACCGCACAAUGCAUCUCACCAAGAAAGCUGUGGAGCCCCCUGGGGAGGCCCGGUCUGAUUUAGACAUCUUUCUGGAUUUUGCUUCGAGAAUGGGGUUUAAAGACAAAGAAGGCAACCCACUGUGUCCGUAUAAAGAGCCGGAAGAAGUGUUCGAGGCGUGGAAGCGUAUGUCUUUCAACAGGCCGUGCGACUGCAGUGCCCUCUCUUACGCAAAACUGCAGGGUGGAUCUGGUAUCACCUGGCCGUGUACGGCUAAACACCCCUUAGGUCGAGAGCGCCUUUUCGAUGACGGGAAGUUUUUCACGGAUGAAGAUUAUUGUGAGAGCUAUGGUCAUGAUCUGCAAACAGGGGCACCCCUCACGCAAGCCCAGUACAAGGCAAUGGCACCCGCUGGGAGAGCAAUCCUCAAGUCUGCUCAUUAUCAGCCAUCGCUCGAAGAGCCAGACGAGGACUUCCCGCUGCGAUUGUCAACCGGGCGCAAUGUCUAUCAUUUCCAUACGCGUACUAAAACGGGCCGAAAUCGGCGCCUCCAACAGGCAUACAAGGAGCCAUCGGUGCAGAUCUCCUCAGCUGAUGCACAGGCAUUACAGCUGGUGGAGGGGGAGACGGUGGUGGUGAAGUCUCGGAGGGGCCAAGUUCAACUGCCUGUUUCCAUAGGCGACAUUGAACAUGGCCACGUGUUCAUCACAUUCCAUUUUGGGGAUCUCGAUAGUGACGGACGUGCUCGUGCAGCGAACGAACUUACCAUAGAGCAAUGGGACCCAAUUUCCAAGCAGCCGAUGUUCAAAUCCGGGGCUGUUCGGAUUGAGAAAUGCGUGCAGAAAGAAGGGGAAGACCAAAUCGAAGCCGGAGAAGGACUGUCAGAAGCAAUGGCUGCUGUUGAAGACAAGAAGCCAGAUACCAGCUGCCCAGAGACGGUCAGUGGCGACCGAGGUGAACGAAAGCGCCGGUUGGAGCUGUGGUUGGGCGCGACCGAGGAAGCUGUCAUCAAAUUGGCUGAACUCUAUGACCAUCUCAUUCCGCGGCUUAUCCACGAUCUCGAAGUACAGUCGGGGCUUCGAGUCCUGAACCGGCUGACCAGAGAGAUUCUGGAUCUACUGCAACCGCAGGUAAAGAAGUAUCACGAAGCCCAGCAGUAUGGCAGAGCGGUUACCCAGCGACUCGUGGACGCGCUGAUACCCACGACUGAGGCGAGCGAUCCGUAUGAGGCGCUUGCGGCUCUCCAAUCCCUGAAGCUGUUCUUGACGCAUAUCGAGGACCACAUGAGUGCGCUGCUUCCAGCUAGUCAAGCAUUGUGGGAUACGGAGUUCGUAGCGGCGGUCAACAACAGUUUGGCAAACAUCCUUCGACAAAAGGCGUGGAUAGCGCAGCAGAUCAAGGUUAAGAGCCCACAAACCCUUCUGGUUCCCAUGGCGCUGCCCGAGGAGUUGCGCCGCCCGGAUUCGAGCUUGGCUGGAACCUUGCGCUGCUAAUACGUGUGGUAUAACUCAUUAGGAUGGGCGCUAGUCAAAGUCGUAAAGUCAAUUCAACGGCUGACCUACCCAUAAUGAUGUCAGAAUUCAUGACGUCAAUGAUAUUAUUGAACUCGAUUUAUUAUCUCCAAGAAAUCCGUGUAAUAAUCAUCAGAAC
This is a messenger RNA of Aspergillus homomorphus CBS 101889, 3240 nucleotides long. Its product is annotated as molybdopterin oxidoreductase family protein. The transcript has 5 exons. The coding region runs from base 129 to 3083 and encodes 984 amino acids. The record is from RefSeq and is a predicted model, not a curated record. Gene Ontology annotation, molecular function: oxidoreductase activity; molybdopterin cofactor binding. Lineage: Eukaryota; Fungi; Ascomycota; Eurotiomycetes; Eurotiales; Aspergillaceae.